AUGUCUCUUCGGGAAAGUACCUCGGAUAAGUUGGGACAUAAAGUGGAGCCCGAUGCCAUGAAGGAUGAUCACGACAGGGCGGCACAUAACGUACGGGAUAAACUCGACGAGAGUGUGAUUCGUCAUUUUCCUCCCGCAACUAUAAACAAUUUAAAUACCUUUGUCACCCCUCCCAUGUCGCCGUUUCUUCGUCGUCUGAUCCUUCGUAUAGACGCCGCAUCUUACCUCCCUCGCCAAGGACUAGCUAGGGAUAACGUUGACAGUGGGGCGGCCGAUCAUCACAAUUUUGGAGAUACCGGUAGACAAGGUCCUUCGGCGGCAUUUGACGCUUUGAAGCCCAGUGGACAGCAAACCACCGGAGAAGCGUUCAAACGUCAGACGGAUAAGUUGGCCUCAGAAAUCCAACCCAAUUCCACCAAGUCCGACGGACAAGCCCUCCGCGACGCAGCGACACUAGGCAAUGACUCUGGCAAGCCUGCUGGUUUCACUCAGCAGGUAACGGACGCGGCAGCUGGGGUCAAGGAUGCAGUGGUGAACGCUUUCAAGAGUGACAAGGAGUAA
This is a messenger RNA of Tremella mesenterica DSM 1558, 561 nucleotides long. RefSeq lists its product as uncharacterized. Lineage: Eukaryota; Fungi; Basidiomycota; Tremellomycetes; Tremellales; Tremellaceae. Bases 1 to 561 code for a protein of 186 amino acids. The transcript has 4 exons. The record is from RefSeq and is a predicted model, not a curated record.